Molecule: messenger RNA, 552 nt
Organism: Vicia faba (fava bean)
Lineage: Eukaryota; Viridiplantae; Streptophyta; Magnoliopsida; Fabales; Fabaceae
Source: the annotation of a GenBank genome assembly
AUGACUGAAAUUGUAAAAUCACAACUCAACGAUGAAGAGGCUCUGAAGUUUAAACCACUAGAGUUGCAACAAGGUGAGAGUGUCGAUGAACAAUCGUCAGGGAUGGAAGAAGGAUUAUGUGAUUUCAACAAACAUUAUUCUUCACCUGUAAUUAGGGAUCUAUAUUUCACAGUACUGGGUGACGAUGACGAGGAGUCAUCAUUCCAAUCUUCUUCGACGGAUCCUGAUGAUAUCAUCAUCCUUACAAAGCAGUUAAAAGUUUCUUCCUUCGUCUUCAACAAUGAAAAUCUUGUUGAGGAAAAUGAUGAUGUUGGGUUGAGUGCUCCGAUUGCAACUCAAGCCCUCGUUCCAAUCUUAACCCCAUCUAACUUCGAUUCAGAGCUCGCAGUCGAUGACAUUGAUAUUAUGAAAUACGAGUUCGAAGCUAACUUUAUUUUUGAUUUAUCCUCAUAUGUCAAAGAUCGAUUGAAGGGCACUAUUUCUAGGGUUUUCAUGAAUCUCCACCCAACAAAGUGGCUAGCGGUUGGUUCCAACCUUGGAUAUUUUUCAUAA